Astyanax mexicanus (Mexican tetra) is the source of this 11108-nucleotide messenger RNA. It is a transcript of the gene triob, whose product is annotated as trio Rho guanine nucleotide exchange factor b. Gene Ontology annotation, biological process: protein phosphorylation. Bases 192 to 9218 code for a protein of 3008 amino acids. Lineage: Eukaryota; Metazoa; Chordata; Actinopteri; Characiformes; Acestrorhamphidae. Gene Ontology annotation, molecular function: guanyl-nucleotide exchange factor activity; ATP binding; protein binding. The transcript has 58 exons. Gene Ontology annotation, cellular component: cytoplasm. The record is from RefSeq and is a predicted model, not a curated record.
GCGCCCCCUGCCGGUGCGCGAGUCUUCACCGGAGAGCCAAGAUGGAGGGUCUCCGCUGCCCGAGUAAAGGCACGCACCUACGGGUCGCUUUUCGAUGAAAAGAGCGAGGACUCCUCCCUCUCCCACCCGCCUCUUCGAGCAGGAAUACCGGCGCUGGAGCUUUCUGCAGACCGUCGCGAACCGAUGCAGCCAUGAGCUCGGGGGACGGAGACGACACGUCUAAGGACGGGGCAGACAUAGCGGCGUUUUUCAAAUCCGACUGCUCUCUUCCGAAGUGUGAACCCAAGCAUGAUUUAGCUGGACACACAGGGUUCAACCGAAAUGAAGAGAUGAAGGCCAUCGAGGUUCUGCCCAUUCUGAAAGAGAAAGUGGCUUUCUUAUCAGGGGGCAGAGACAGACGUGGUGGGCCGGUCCUCACCUUCCCUGCCCGCAGCAACCACGACAGAAUACGACAGGAGGACCUCCGCCGCCUCAUCGCCUACCUCGCAGGCAUACCCAGCGAGGAGGUCAGCAGACAUGGCUUCACGGUCAUCGUGGACAUGCGCGGCUCCAAAUGGGACUCCAUCAAACCGCUUCUGAAAAUCCUGCAGGAGUCCUUCCCUUCCUGCAUCCACGUCGCGCUGAUCAUCAAACCUGACAACUUCUGGCAGAAGCAGAGGACCAACUUUGGCAGCUCCAAAUUCGAAUUUGAGACCAUCAUGGUGUCCUUGGAUGGUCUGUCAAAAAUGGUGGACCCCUCUCAGCUGACGGCCGACUUCGAUGGCAGCCUGGACUACAACCAUGAGGAGUGGAUUGAGGUGCGCGUGGCCUUCGAGGAGUUCACGGGCAACGCUGCACGGGUGCUCUCCCGCCUGGAGGAGCUGCAGGACCUGGUGUCUCAGCGAGAGCUUCCUGCUGAUCUGGACGGAGCGCGGCGCAGCAUGGAGGAGCACGCCUCUCUGAAGAAGCGCGUCACCAAAGCUCCGGUGGAGGAGCUGGAUGCCGAGGGCCAGCGACUGCUGCAGCGCAUCCAGUGCGGAGACCGGGGACGUGGAGACGUACAGGGACUGUCUCCCAAAGUCUCUGCACUGCUGGACAAACUCCACGCCACCCGCCAGCACCUGCACCAGUCCUGGCACAUGCGCAAACUCAAGCUGGACCAGUGCUUCCAGCUCCGGCUCUUCGAGCAAGAUGCCGAAAAGAUGUUUGACUGGAUUGUGCACAACAAGGGCCUGUUCCUGACCAGCUACACAGAGAUUGGAGCCAACCACCAGCACGUGCUGGAGCUGCAGACCCAGCACAAUCACUUCGCAAUGAACUGCAUGAACGUGUACGUAAACAUCAGUCGGAUCAUGACGGUGGGGAACCGCUUGCUGGAGGGAGGUCACUACGCAGCGAUGCAGAUCCAGCAGGUGUCCGGGCAGCUGGAGCAGGAGUGGAAGGCGUUUGCAGCUGCGCUGGAUGAGAGGAGCACUAUGCUGGAGAUGUCUGCCAACUUCCAUCAGAAAAUGGACCAGUAUCUGAGUAACGUGGAGCCAUGGUGUAAGGCCUGUGGAGAGGGAGAACUGCCCUCUGAGCUACAGGACCUGGAGGACACCAUCCACCACCACCAGGGCCUGUACGAGCACAUCACAGCCGCCUACUCUGAGGUGAGUCAAGAUGGGAAGUCCCUGCUAGACAAACUCCAGCGCCCUUUGACCCCAGGCAGCGCAGACUCACUGACCUCCUCAGCCAACUACUCCAAGGCAGUCAACCACGUGCUGGACAUCAUCCACGAGGUCCUGCACCACCAGCGGCAGCUGGAGAACAUCUGGCAGCACCGCAAGCUCCGCCUCCACCAGCGCCUGCAGCUCUGUGUUUUUCAGCAGGAUGUGCAGCAGGUUCUGGACUGGAUUGAGAACCACGGUGAGGCGUUCCUCAGUAAACACACUGGUGUGGGGAAAUCACUGCACAGAGCCAGAGCCCUGCAGAAGCGCCAUGAAGACUUUGAGGAGGUGGCACAGAACACGUACACUAAUGCUGAUAAGCUGCUGGAGGCUGCAGAACAGUUGGCUCAGACUGGCGAGUGUGACCCGGAGGAGAUCUACCAGGCCGCCCACCAGCUGGAGGACCGCAUCCAGGACUUUGUGAGACGAGUGGAACAGCGCAAAGUUCUGCUGGACAUGUCUGUGGCCUUCCACACCCACGGCAAGGAGCUGUGGACGUGGCUGGAGGAGCUGCAGAAGGAACUGCUGGAUGAUGUGUACGCUGAGUCUGUGGAAGCAGUGCAGGACCUGAUUAAACGCUUCGGCCAGCAGCAGCAGACCACCCUGCAGGUCACUGUCAAUGUCAUCAAGGAAGGAGAGGACCUCAUCCAGCAGCUCAGAGACUCGGCCAUCUCCAGUAAUAAGACUCCACACAACAGCUCCAUGGCCCACAUCGAGAGCGUCCUGCAGCAGCUGGACGAGGCGCAGGCCCGCAUGGAGGAGCUCUUCCAGGAGAGGAAGAUCAAACUGGAGCUCUUUCUGCAGCUGCGUAUCUUUGAGAGGGACGCCAUCGACGUCAUCUCCGACUUGGAGUCAUGGAAUGAGGAGUUGUCUCAGCAGAUGGGGGAGUUUGACACUGAGGAUUUGAAUCUGGCGGAGCAGCGUCUGCAGCAUCAUGCAGAUAAAGCUCUCACCAUGAACAACCUCACCUUCCACGUCAUCCACCAGGGUCAGGAGCUCCUGCAGUACGUUACUGAAGUGCAGGCUUCAGGUGUAGAGCUGCUGUGUGAUCGAGAUGUGGACAUGGCCACUCGCGUGCAGGACCUGCUGGACUUCCUGCACGAGAAGCAGCAGGAGCUGGAUGCGGCCGCCGAGAAACACCGCCGUCACCUGGAGCAGUGUGUGCAGCUGCGCCACCUACAGGCUGAAGUUAAACAGGUGCUGGGAUGGAUUAGAAACGGAGAGUCCAUGCUGAAUGCUGGUCUGAUCACGGCCAGUUCACUGCAGGAGGCUGAACAGCUUCAGAGAGAGCACGAGCAGUUCCAGCAUGCCAUUGAGAAGACUCAUCAGAGUGCUCUGCAAGUGCAGCAGAAAGCCGAGGCUCUGCUGCAGGCCAACCAUUACGACAUGGAUAUGAUCCGGGACUGUGCAGAGAAGGUGGCGUCUCACUGGCAGCAGCUCAUGCUGAAGAUGGAGGACAGGCUCAAGCUGGUCAAUGCCUCAGUGGCCUUCUACAAGACCUCAGAACAGGUGUGCAGUGUGUUGGAGAGUUUGGAGCAGGAGUAUAAGAGAGAAGAGGACUGGUGUGGAGGCACCGAUAAACUCGGACCCAACUCAGAGACUGACCACGUCACUCCAAUGGUCAGCAAACACCUGGAACAGAAGGAGGCCUUUCUGAAGGCGUGCACUUUAGCCCGCCGCAAUGCUGACGUCUUCCUGAAGUACCUGCACAGGAACAGUGUGAACAUGCCAGGCAUGCUGGCCCAGAUCAAAGCUCCUGAACAGCAAGUCAAGAAUAUCCUGAACGAGCUGCUGCAGAGGGAGAACAGAGUCCUGCAUUUCUGGACCCUGAGGAAGAGGAGGCUGGACCAGUGCCAGCAGUAUGUUGUGUUUGAACGCAGCGCUAAACAGGCUCUGGAGUGGAUCCACGACACUGGAGAGUUUUACCUGUCUACACACACCUCCACUGGCUCCAGUAUCCACCACACACAGGAACUGCUGAAAGAGCACGAGGAGUUCCAGAUCACAGCCAAGCAAACCAAAGAGCGGGUGAAGCUGCUGAUCCAGUUGGCGGAUGGUUUUUGCGAGAAGGGCCACGCCCAUGCCUGCGAGAUCAAGAAAUGGGUCGCCUCGGUGGACAAGCGGUACCGGGACUUUUCACUCCGCAUGGACAAAUACCGCUCCUGCCUGGAGAAAGCACUGGGCAUAUCGUCCGAUACCAACAAGGUGAGCAAAGAUCUGCAGCUGGACAUCAUCCCGGCCAGCGCCCCCGGCGCAGAGGUCAAACUCCGAGACGCCAACCAUGAGCUCAAUGAAGAGAAACGCAAGUCAGCCCGCAGAAAAGAGUUCAUAAUGGCUGAGCUGAUUCAGACUGAAAAGGCCUAUGUGAGAGACCUGCGCGAGUGUAUGGAUACAUACCUCUGGGAGAUGACCAGUGGAGUAGAGGAGAUCCCUCCUGGAAUCGUUAACAAGGAGCACAUCAUCUUCGGAAACAUGCAGGACCUUUACGAAUUCCACCACAACAUUUUCCUGAAAGAGCUGGAGAAGUAUGAACAGCUGCCUGAAGAUGUUGGUCAUUGCUUUGUUACGUGGGCGGAUAAGUUCCAGAUGUAUGUGAACUAUUGCAAGAACAAGCCAGACUCUACUCAGCUCAUUCUGGAUCAUGCUGGGCCCUACUUUGACGAGAUCCAGCAGAGACACAGGCUGGCCAACUCCAUCUCCUCCUAUCUCAUUAAACCUGUACAGAGAAUCACCAAAUACCAGCUGCUCCUUAAGGAGUUGUUGACGUGUUGUGAGGAGGGUAAAGGUGAGAUUAAAGAUGGUCUGGAGGUCAUGCUCAGCGUACCCAAGAAAGCCAACGAUGCAAUGCACCUCAGCAUGCUGGAUGGUUUUGAUGAGAACAUAGAGUCUCAGGGUGAGCUGAUCCUGCAGGAGACGUUUCAGGUGUGGGACCCUAAGACCCUCAUCCGUAAGGGCAGGGACCGCCACCUCUUCCUCUUUGAAAUGUCACUCAUCUUCAGCAAAGACGUCAAGGACUCCAACGGACGGAGCAAGUACCUCUACAAAAGCAAGCUGAUGACCUCUCAGCUGGGAGUUACAGAGCAUGUGGAAGGAGAUCCCUGUAAAUUUGCGCUCUGGGUUGGACGCACGCCUACCUCAGACAACAAGAUCGUGCUGAAGGCCUCCAGUUUAGAGAACAAACAGGAAUGGAUAAAGAAUGUGCGCGAGGUGAUCCAGGAGCGCACCAUUCACCUGCGGGGGGCGCUGAAGGAGCCCAUCCACAUCCCCAAAGCCACCAGCAGCAAACUGAAGGGCAGGAGGGAUGGAGAGGACCUGGAUAGCCAAGGUGACGCAAGCAGCCAGCCUGACACGAUCUCCAUCGCCUCCCGCACCUCCCAGAACACCCUGGAUAGUGACAAGCUGUCUGGUGGUUGUGAGCUGACUGUAGUCAUCCAUGACUUCAUGGCCAGUAAUGGCUCGGAGUUGACGGUGAGGCGGGGUCAGACUGUGGAGCUGCUGGAGAGACCCCACGACAGGCCUGAGUGGUGCCUGGUGCGUACCACUGACCGCUCACCUGCCCAGGAAGGUCUGGUGCCCAGUGCCAUGCUGUGUAUCGCCCACUCCCGCAGCAGCAUGGAGAUGGAGGGGAUCUUCAAUCACAAAGAUUCUCUCUCAGUGUCCAGUAAUGAUGGUGGACUGUCAGGCAGUGCCACUCUUCAGCCCGGGCAUCUGCAGGGUUCUCCAGGGGCCAAGCGGCCGGGCAACACGCUGCGCAAAUGGCUGACCAGCCCGGUGAGGAGGCUCAGCAGUGGCAAGGCAGACGGCCAUGUGAAGAAGCUGGCUCACAAGCACAAGAAGAGCCGAGACAUGCGCAAGAACGCAGACGGAGCCUCGCAGAAAGACUCGGACGACAACGCGGCCACGCCCCAGGACGAGACCUUGGAGGAGAGGAUGAGAAAUGAGGGACUGAGCAGUGGAACGCUCUCGAAGUCGUCCUCCUCAGGCAUGCAGAGCUGUGGGGAGGAGGAGGGAGAGGAGUGUGCCGACACCGUCCCCCUGCCGCCCCCCAUGGCCAUCCAGCAGCACAGUCUUCUCCACCAGGACUCCCAGGAGGACAAGGGUUCCUCCCGUCUCUCAGGACGUCCAAGCAGUUCUGAGACCCCCAGUGCAGCAGAGUUGGUCAGUGCCAUUGAGGAACUGGUCAAGAGCAAGAUGAGUCUGGAGGACCGGCCCAGUUCUCUCUCGGUUGAUCAGGCAGACAGCAGUAGCCCCUCCUGUAAUCCCUCAGAUAACUCCCUCCUCUCCUCCUCUUCACCCGUGGAUGAGAUGGAGGAGCGCAGAACAGGCUUCCUCAAGAAACGCCACUAUGUGCUUCUGGAGUUGGUGGAGACGGAGAGAGACUACGUUAGAGACCUGGGUUCAGUAGUGGAGGGCUAUAUGAGCCGGAUGAAGGAGGAGGGGGUUCCAGACGAUAUGAAGGGCAAAGACAAGAUAGUGUUCGGAAACAUCCACCAGAUCUUCGAAUGGCACAAAGAUUUCUUCCUGAGUGAACUGGAGAAGUGUUUAGAAGACCCUGAUAGACUGGCACCACUGUUCAUCAAACAAGAACGGCGAUUACACAUGUACAUUGUGUACUGCCAAAACAAGCCCAAAUCUGAACACAUUGUUUCUGAGUACAUAGACACUUAUUUUGAGGAUUUGAAGCAGCGUUUGGGUCACAGGCUGCAGAUCACAGACCUCCUCAUCAAGCCAGUUCAGAGGAUAAUGAAGUACCAGCUACUGCUGAAGGACUUUCUGAAGUUUUCCAAAAAGGCUGGAGUUGACACAACAGAGCUAGAGAAAGCUGUGGAGGUCAUGUGUGUCGUUCCUAAGCGGUGCAAUGACAUGAUGAACGUGGGCCGUCUUCAGGGCUUUGAUGGGAAAAUCGUGGCUCAGGGCAGACUCAUCCUCCAGGACACCUUCAUGGUAUCGGAUCAGGACGGCGGGCUGCUGUCCCGCAUGAAGGAGCGACGCGUCUUCCUCUUUGAGCAGAUAGUUAUCUUCAGUGAGCCUCUGGACAAGAAGAAAGGCUUCUCCAUGCCAGGCUACCUGUUUAAAAACAGCAUUAAGGUCAGCUGGUUGGGACUGGAGGAGAGUUCAGAUGGUGACCCCUGUAAGUUCACUCUGACCUCGAGGUCAUCCACAGGGGGCAGUGAGCGCUACAUCCUCCACUCUUCCAGUCUAGCGCUCUGCCAGACCUGGGUCCACCAGAUCAGCAGCAUCCUCGAGAACCAGAGGAACUUCCUCAACGCACUAACGUCUCCCAUCGAGUACCAGCGGAACCACGUGGGGGCGAGUGGUUCGGGCGGCCCCGGCAGCAGUGGUCUCCCCGGGGGCAGCAGCAGCAGCAGCUCCAGCUCGUCUUCACGCUCUCGCAGUUCCAGAAUCCCGCAGCCUUCCUCCCGCCUCCCCCAGCCAGUGCAGCACCAUCACCCCCACAGCUCGGACAGCCGCACCUCAGGUACGUGCUCCGUGGCCGAGGGCCAGGUCCAGCCUGGGUCUUCCAUCCCCAGAGCAGCGGUGGCCCCUAUGCCCCCGGUGCCCUCCAUGCCCCUGGCCAUUCCCAGGCCUCGAGCGGGCCUCCCUUCACCCCUGCUUUCCCCUUUAAGCCCCCCGAGCUCUACACCCUUCACCCCAGGCAGCCCUGCAACGAAAGCUUCCGCCCCCUUCUGGGCUUCUGCGACUGUCUCACCCCCUGGCCGCCCCCCUGGGACCUACGCGGACCGGGACGACCCCCUGCCCGUCCGCAGCUCCAGCCAGAGGCGCAGGCUCUCGAGUCACAGCAAGGAGGCAGACCGCAUCAGCACCUGCUCCUCCACCAGCGAACAGUCCCUGCACUCCACACACAGCAACGGGAGUGAAAGCAGCAGCAGUAGCAGUGUAUCCACCAUGCUGGUGACCCAGGACUACGUGGCUGUGAAAGAGGAUGAGAUCAGUGUGUAUCAGGGCGAAGUGGUGCAGAUUUUGGCCUCCAACCAGCAGAACAUGUUCCUGGUGUUCCGGGCAGGUACUGAGCAGGGCCCCGCCGCUGAGGGCUGGAUCCCCGGAUUCGUGCUGGGACACACCUCCGCCAGCGCCCCCGACUACUCCGAAUCAACCCUCAAGAAGUCGUCCUCAUGGCACACGGCUCUCCGCAUCCGCCGCAAGUCUGAAAAGAGAGAGAAAGACGGCAGGAAAGAUUCCAGGCAGGAGAACGGACUCCGCAGGUCCAGAGAAAUUCCAGCCAAUAAGGUUUCUGUAAAGCUUCUAAAUCCAAACUACAUCUAUGAUGUUGCCCCAGAGUUCCUGGUGCCCCUGUGCGACACGGUGUGUGAGAGUGGUGAGGGCGUGACCCUCCGCUGCAAAAUCUGCAGUCAGCCCAAAGCCUCGGUCACCUGGAGAGGACCAGACCAGGCCAGUCUCACUGACGAAGGACGGUACACUCUCUCUCACAGUGAUACAGGUGAGGUGACCCUGUGCAUUUCAGCCGUGACUGUAGAAGACAGCGGCACCUACACCUGCAUUGCCACCAACGACGCGGGCACGGUCACAUCCUCCGCCUGCCUCCAAGUGCAAGGAACCUGCAGUGAUGGCAUCUUGUGGAAGGAGAACUUUGAGUCUCUUUACUCAGAAGUGAUGGAACUCGGGAGAGGCAGGUUUGCUGUGGCCAAGUGGUGCGAGCAGCGGGGGACCAGGCGCUCGGUGGCGGCUAAGCUGGUCAAUAAGAAGCUGAUGCGCCGCGAGCAGGUGGUCCGAGAGCUGAACGUUCUGCAGUGCCUGCAGCACCCGCACCUGGUGGGCCUGCUGGACACCUUCGAAACCCCCAGCAGCUACAUCCUUGUGCUGGAGAUGGCCGAUCAGGGCCGUCUCCUGGACUACAUUGUGAGCUGGGGGAAUCUGACUGAAGAGAAGGUGGCUCUCUAUCUGAGGGAUAUCUUAGAAGCUUUACACUACCUGCACACCUGCAGAAUAGCUCACCUGGACCUGAAGCCUGAAAAUGUGGUGGUGGAGCAGACCUCCACCCAGCCUGUCGUCAAGCUCACUGACUUCGGUGAUGCGGCUCAUCUCUCCGGCUCCCCUUACGUCCAUCGUCUGGUGGGCAGUCCGGAGUUCUCUGCUCCGGAGCUGGUUCUGGGUGAGCCGGCCUCGCUGGCCUCGGACCUGUGGAGCCUGGGCGUGUUGGCGUACGUCAUGCUGAGUGGAGCCUCGCCGUUCCUGGACGAGAGCGCCGAGGAGACGUGCCUCAACAUCUGCCGGCUGGACUUCAGUUUCCCUGAGGACUACUUCCGCAAUGUAAGCGUGGCGGCGCGCGACUUCGUGCGCUCGCUGCUGAGGGCCGAGGCGUCCAGGCGGCCGUCCGCCCAGGCCUGCCUGCAGGGGGAGCCGUGGCUGCGUCCGCUCGCCGCCUCCGGAGACGUCCGCCUGGACACGGCACGCCUCGUGUCCUUUAUCGAGAGGCGGAAACACCAGAACGACCUGCGGCCCAUGGACAGCCUGGGGGUCUUUGUUAGAAGCCGGCUCCUCGGGAAGGCCUGAAGAAUGAGGACGAAAAAGAUCUUAAAAUGAUUAAAGAGAACAGGGCAUGCCAGGGUAAUCGGAGCUAGCUACACGGAGGUCAUCAACCUCAGCCUGACGGUCCAUUGAAUGGAUCCUGGAGGAAAAUGUCCACAGCUGGAAACACAGCUGGAAUCUAAUCCUCUUCCUACAGCCAUCUUUCGUAGUAAAGUGGUACUGGGUUUAUAUACUGCUGCUGCUGCUGCUGCUGCUGCUGAUAAAAAAAACUCAUAACAACCCUCAUCCCCAACCAAAUCAUACCCUUCUUAAUGGAAAAAAAAAAUAAAACAAACAACAAAAUCAUGAAAAAUUGAAUUGCAUCAGCCUCAUGAUCAUAUCCUCUUUGUAUGAAACAUGCACACAAGCACAAAAUAAAAAAAAAAUGACUUUUUUUGAGAGUUUUCUUCUAUGAGCCAGAAAGGGCAAGCCUUUUGUCUUGACAGUAUUUGAAUCAGGUUGUUGCAGUACUGUAUAGCUGUAUUCAGGAACGAUUGCAUUUUGUACAAAAAAAAACAUGUAUAGAAGCACAGCGAAAAGGAAAUAUCUUUAACUUUGGAGUUUUUGGAGGAAAAACAAUAUUUAAGGGUAGAGAAAAAAAAAAAAACGAUGUGUUAAAGGUUAUGUGUUGACUUUAGGUCCAUUCAUCUCAUCUGAAUGAAUCAUCAUAGCUGUAAAUUUCUUUGUUUUUUUUUUGUUUUGUUUUUUUUGUGAGAUUGCUCUAUGGGAUUUUAAACAGAGUAAAAAAAAACAAAAAACUGAGUUGUCUGAAUCCCAGAAGCUUUAGAUCCUCUUUGAUUAGAGGGGAAAAAAAGCUAUUUGAAAGGAAGCUCUUCGUUUAGUUCUGUUCUUAUCUGUCGGCCUUACAUUGUAAAUAAACUCCACCCGCCUUUGUUGAUGUCCAACCGCAGAGAACUCAGCGCUCCGGAUGUGAUCAGAGCGCAGGUUUACCGUGAUUUUGUUGGACUCUUUCUAUGUGCAAUGUUGGGGCUUUUUAUGCGGCUGUUUAUGAUAACCUGCUGAUGUCCCGUAUGCGUUUCUGGCCACUCCUCCUCCUGCUAAUUCCCCCGUGUUCAGUAUUAUUUUGUGGAAAGCCUAAGCUCAGUGGGUGAAAAUCGUUUGUAUCUCUGUCGCGCUCCUUUCUUUUUUCGCUGAAUGUUCUGAUUUUUUCCGUUAUAAUACCAAAGUUAACCUGUAUGUACCUAAACGUGGUUUCUUCCUCUUCAGUGGUUAUGAUUCAACGACGAUGAGUUCUGAACGAGUGGGCGUUUACAUUUCUUGAUCUUCACUUUAUUUAUUGUAUCUGGUGUUAUUUUCGUGUGUGUCGAUAAUUGAAGUAGUGCUACGUCUUGAACUAGUUCCGAUCCUUAUUUUAAUAUCCGAUCACGAUAGAAGACGUAAAAAAUGUGCAUUUGCAUGAACAAUGUCUGUAGGUGACUCUCACUGCUACAAAGUUGGUUUACUUGAAUUAGCGAGGCGCAGAAGCGGCGAGGCCGUUUUCUAGUUCUGUUCCUUCAUUUCACGUCGGUUUCUUUGCGCUUCGACAGUGUUUAAGAUGUAAGAGCAGGAUUUUAACGUACAUGUUGUUAACUCUGGAUCGGUAUAAUAGUCACUAUUGUUUUUGUUCUAAUUUAUUUCCUCAUCAUGUAUAGCUGUACAGACUCAGAUGACUACAGAAACCUGGACGUAGCCACAUCAUAUUUUAUACAUGCAGUUAAAAUGUCAUUUUGAAUGUUUCUGACUCGACUUUGCAUUUUGAGUGUAUAUUUCUUUGUACAGAAACCAUACAUGUCUGCACAUUGUGUGCUGUACAUAUUUUAUUUUGCUCCCCCUCCGUUAUUUUUGAGAUUAAACAUAUAAAACAUUUUAUUGUUA